Messenger RNA from Salvia splendens (bonfire salvia), 2190 nucleotides. RefSeq names its product transmembrane 9 superfamily member 8-like. The transcript has 7 exons. NCBI's taxonomy places the organism in Eukaryota, Viridiplantae, Streptophyta, Magnoliopsida, Lamiales, Lamiaceae. The record is from RefSeq and is a predicted model, not a curated record. The coding region runs from base 81 to 2042 and encodes 653 amino acids. Gene Ontology annotation, biological process: protein localization to membrane. Gene Ontology annotation, cellular component: membrane.
ACCAACCUGAGCAACCGACAUUAAUUCUUCGCAUAAAUAACAUCUCCUCUCUCAGGAGAUCUGGAUUGCUCGAUCUCACAAUGGAAAGAGCUCUCAAUUCAAUUCGCUCACUUCUAAUCACCACACUCAUCUGCAUUCUUCUCUUCUCCGAUGAUGCCCGGUGUUUCUAUCUUCCCGGUGUUGCUCCUGAAGACUUCGAAAAGGUCUUCCUAAUUUUAAUUUCUUUUUCCGAGCUGGGAGAUCCAUUGAGCGUGAAAGUGAACAAAUUGACGUCUAUAAAGACUCAGCUUCCUUAUUUGUACUAUUCUAUCCCUUACUGCCGGCCAAAUACUAUAAUCGACAGUAGAGAGAAUCUUGGAGAAGUCCUUCGUGGAGAUCGCAUCGAGAACUCCCCUUAUGUGUUUCGGAUGAGGGAGCCACAGUUGUGCAACGUUCUUUGUCAAGUGGUGCUCGAUGCCAAGACUGCAAAAGCAUUCAAAGAAAAAAUCGAAGAUGAAUACCGGGUCAACAUGAUCUUGGAUAAUCUUCCUUUGGUUGUACCGAUUCCAAGAUUGGAGCAAGAAGGUCCUCCGAUCUACCAGCUGGGUUUCCACGUCGGGCUGAAAGGGCAAUAUGCAGGCAACAAGGAAGAAAAGUUUUUUCUCCACAACCACUUGAACUUCGUCGUCAAGUAUCACAAGGAUCCGCAAACCUACACAUCAAGGAUUGUCGGCUUUGAAGUCACACCAUUUAGUGUCAAGCACGAAUAUGAAGGAAAAUGGACGGGAAACACACGGCUAACGACAUGUGAUCCACAUGCCCAACAUAUAGUAACCUCUUCAAGCUCGCCACAAGAGGUCGAAGAUAAGCAAGAAGUGAUAUUCACUUAUGAUGUCACAUUUCAGGAGAGCAACGUGAAAUGGGCAUCGAGAUGGGACACAUAUCUCCUAAUGGCCGAUGAUCAAAUCCAUUGGUUCUCCAUAGUGAAUUCUCUGAUGAUUGUCUUCUUCCUCUCUGGUAUGGUUGCGAUGAUAAUGCUGAGAACACUCUAUCGAGACAUCUCCCGGUAUAAUGAGCUCGAGACCCAUGAGGAGGCCCAGGAAGAAACCGGAUGGAAACUGGUCCACGCGGACGUGUUCAGGCCCCCAAGCAACUCUGAUCUCCUCUGUGUGUACGUUGGAACAGGGGUGCAGUUUCUCGGAAUGGUCCUCGUCACCAUGAUCUUCGCUGUCCUCGGAUUCCUCUCCCCUUCAAACCGAGGCGGCCUCAUGACAGCCAUGCUACUGCUCUGGGCAUUCAUGGGGAUUUUCGCCGGCUACGCUGCAGCCCGUCUCUAUAAGUUGUUCAAAGGGACCGAGUGGAAGAGGAUAGCCAUGAACACAGCGGUCCUCUUCCCUGCCACGGCGUUUGCCCUCUUCUUCGUCCUCAACGCCCUCAUCUGGGGCGAGAAGUCUUCAGGGGCUGUCCCAUUUGGGACGAUGUUCGCCCUCGUGUUCCUCUGGUUCGGCAUCUCUGUCCCACUCGUCUUCCUAGGGAGCCACAUUGGGUUCAAGAAAGCAGCGAUGGAGGACCCUGUGAAGACGAACAAGAUCCCGAGGCAGAUCCCAGAGCAGGCAUGGUACAUGAACCCGAUCUUCUCGAUCCUGAUAGGGGGCAUCCUGCCGUUCGGGGCGGUGUUCAUCGAGCUGUUCUUCAUUCUGACCUCCAUCUGGCUGAACCAGUUCUACUACAUCUUCGGGUUCCUCCUGAUCGUGCUGGUGAUCCUCGUGGUGACGUGCGCGGAGAUCACGGUGGUGCUCUGCUACUUCCAGCUGUGCAGCGAGGACUAUCUGUGGUGGUGGCGAUCGUACCUGACAUCGGGAUCAUCGGCAUUGUACCUCUUCCUGUACGCGGUGUUCUACUUCUUCACGAAGCUGGAUAUCACGAAGCCGGUGUCGGGGGCGCUCUACUUCGGAUACAUGCUGAUCGCGUCGUACGCGUUCUUCGUUGUAACGGGGGCGAUAGGGUUCUACGCUUGCUUCUGGUUUACGAGGCUCAUUUAUUCAUCUGUCAAGAUUGAUUAAUUGAUUGAUUGAUUGAUUGAUUAAGCAGAGUUUAGGAUAGAGAGUGCUUGCUUGGGUGUGAAUGCUUUCAUAAGGGAAGAUACGUCACCAAAUUAAUUUUGGAAGUCAAUGAUAUUUCAAGAGAAUAUUUUAACAUUUUUCCAACUUA